CUCAACUCCUAACAGUAACAAACAACAACUGGCACUUUCAGCUCUUGAUCCAUACGACAUCGUUAGGUCAACGGAAACAGAAAGUAACACUCAAAGCAAUACAAAAAUGCAAUCCUUCACGUGAUUUGCACAUCACCAAAAUCCAAGAUCCACACUUCUUCAACUCUAAUCAUAUCAUAUUCAAGAAACCCAAGAAAAAUCCCCCCUUCUUCAAUUUGAGACCCUUUUUGUUUCUUGAAAGGAAAAUAGAAAGCUGGAUUUGGGAGAUUGGGGCAUGCAAUGUCAGAAAAAUUGAAAGCUGAUGAAAAUGAUGAGCUUAAUGCUGCUUCUGUUACUGUAGAACCAGCUGCUCUUAAUCAGGCCGAUGCUACGGAUCUAAAUGGUACAAAAGAUAUGAAAAUGGCAGAAGAUGCGGGAAGGGAGGACAUGUUUGUUGAUUGCCCUGAUGUCAUAGAAAGUCCUGAAACUCCGCGGUAUGUAGAGGAGAGCAAUGAUGCACAGGAUAGUGAACUGGAAAGAUUGAGCAAUGGAGCGCAUGAUCCCGACUUGAAAGCUGAGGUAGAACAAUUGCGCAAAAUGCUAAAUGAAAGUGUUGCUGAAAAAGAUCGGAUUGCUCGAGAAGCUGAGAAUCAGGCUGAGAGCAGAAUCAGAGAACUUAAUGAUAUGAUACAUAUGAAGAAUCAAGAAAUUGAUGCCCUCAAUUCAAAGGUUUCCGAGUUUUCAAUGGCACGAGAUGCUGCUCUUUCUCAUUUAAAUUCAGAACAAGAAAAUUCUGCUCGCUUGUCUGAGAUUCAACUUGAGAAGGAGCAUCAUAUGACAGAGAUUGCUAAUGAGAUCUUAGCUUCUCUCUCUUCAGCUGUUCCUCAAGAAGAAUUGUCUGAUGAGUCAGUUACAGGAAAAAUGUUUCAUGUCAAGAAUAGGAUCUCAUUCUUAGUUGAGAAGUAUAAUGUUUUCUUUUCUGAAGUUGACCAACUUAAAUGGCGCUUAACUGAAGUUGCACCAGACCACAAUAUGCAGGAUGAAAUGGGGGUGUUGGUUGCUGCAGGUGAUGCGUUGGCUGAAUUUAGAACAAGAGAAGUGAAUCUGAACCAACAUCUGAGCUUUUUAAGUGAUGAAAAUGGAAAACUUUCUGAGGAACUUAAUAAGCAUAAAUUCAUGGUUGAGAAUGCGAGUGCUGAAAUCACAAAGCUGAAUGCUGAAAUUGAACAGGAGAGAACAAGGUAUGCUAAUACAAAAGAGAAGCUUAGCUUGGCUGUGACAAAAGGAAAGGCGUUAGUUCAGCAGCGUGAUGCUUUGAAGCAGUCACUGUCUGAGAAAACUAGUGAACUGGAGAGGUAUCGAAUUGAGUUGCAAGAAAAGUCAAAUAGUCUUCAGGCUGCUGAAGAAACCAAGGAUUUACUGGGGAGAAGCGAAAAUUUAGCUGCCUCACUGCAGGAAGCUCUCAUUCAAAAGGAGAUGAUACUUCAGAAAUGUGAAGAAAUAUUGUCCAAGGCCACUGGAAGUGAGCAAUUUCAGUCAAGGGAUACAAUUCAGAAAGCCGAGUGGCUUGCAGAUGAGAUGAAUGCAUUGAAUGAGACAUCUUUGCAACUCCAAAGAGUGACAGAUUCCUUAUCAUCAUUUGAUUUCCCCCAGUCCGUACAAUCAAAUGGACCUGAUGCACAGGUUGCUUGGCUCCUGGAAUCAUUUUAUCUGGCUAAAGGAGAAGUAACAAAAUUACAUGAGCAGAUGGUAGCAGCAAAAGAGGCCACAAAUAAUGAGAUUGGUCAGCUUACUGCUUCUCUUGUGGUAGAAGCACAGGAUAAAAGCUAUCUUCAAGAGGAAUUGGAGGAUUUAAAUCAUAAAUAUGCAGUGCUUGCCCAGAAAGAGCAUGAGGCUUCAAUGGAUAAGGAUAGGAUCAUCAGUAUGCUGCUAGAGGCUUCUAAGAUCAACACACAUGAUCAAGAAUUGGUGUAUCAAAGCCAAUCUGACAUGACUGUACUCAUUAACAGAUGUGUAGAAAAUAUAAAAGAAGAAAGUAGUGCCUCUCUUGAAUCCUAUAAGCAUCAAUUCGAGUCCUUUGAGCAGAUCCAGAGUAAUUUGUACAUUAGGGAUCUGGAAUUGAGGCUAUAUGGUCAAAUACUUACAGAAGAGGUGUCUGAUAAAGCAGAGUUGAAUAGAUUGUCAAACCAUUCAGUCAAGGUUACUGAGGAACUUUCUGCUUUAAAGGAAGAAAAGGAAUCUCUGGAGAAGAAUCUCGAACAAUAUGAGGAUAAAGUUUCCUUACUUAGGGAAAAGUUGUCUAUGGCAGUUAAAAAAGGGAAGGGGCUUGUUCAAGAACGAGAAAAGUUGAAAGGAGCAUUGGAUGAGAAGAAUGCUGAAAUAGAGAAGCUGCAGUCAGAUUUGCAUUUGCAAGAAUCUCUAUCUAAUGACAACAGGUUGCAGAUUGAUAAGCUCUUGGCUGAGAUGGACCGUAUCCCUCAACUAGAGGCUGAUCUUGUUGCUAUGAAGGAUCAAAGGGAUCAACUAGAGCAGUUCUUAGUAGAAAGGAAUAACAUGCUUCAAAAGGUUAUCGAGUCACUUGAUGGUAUUGUUCUUCCAGCUGAUUUGAGUUUUCAAGAUCCCAUAAAAAAGGUCAAAUGGCUUUCACGAUACUUAAGUGAAAGCCAAACUGCAAAGAUAGAGGCAGAGCAGGAGUCGGAAAGAGUAAAAGAUGAAGCAAGUUCUUUAGCCAACAAAUUGUUGGAGGUCCAGGAAUCCAUUAAAUCCCUAGAAGAUGCAUUAUCUGCCGCACAAAACAACAUCUCACAACUCUUGGAGGACAAAAAUGAGCUAGAAGCUGCUAAGGCAUUAGUUGAAAAAGAAUUAGAGAAGGCAGUGGAAGAAGCUUCUGCUAAAAGUGUUGAGUUUGCAAAUGUGUUCGCAGAUAGAAAAUCCAUUGAGGAUGCUUUGUCUCUGGCGGAGAAGAAUGUUUUAGUACUAAAGAAUGAGAAAGAAGAAGCUUUACUUGGUAAAGAUGCUGCUGAGUCUGAGCUACAGAAAAUCAAGGAGGAAUUCUCUUUCCAUGCGAACAAACUAAAGAUGGCAGAUGAAACUAAACAAUCCCUUGAGGACGCACUAGUUCAGGCAGAAAAAAACAUUUCUCUGCUUACUGAGGAAAAUAACAGGGUACAAGUUGGUAGAGCUGAUUUAGAGAACGAGAUAAACAAGCUCAAAGGGGAAGCUGAUUUCCAGAACAGUAAGCUAAGUGCUGCUUCCAUGACUAUAAAGUCACUAGAAGAUGCUUUGCUGAGUUCAGAAAACAAAAUUUCUGAUCUUGUUAAUGAAAAGAAGAACGCAGAAGAGGAAAUUGUAGUUCUGACUUCCAAGUUAGACGCCUGCAGGCAAGAGUUGGCUGGAUCACAGGGCAGCACAGAAACUAAACAAUCCCUUGAGGACGCACUAGUUCAGGCAGAAAAAAACAUAUCUCUGCUUACUGAGGAAAAUAACAGGGUACAAGUUGGUAGAGCUGAUUUAGAGAACGAGAUAAACAAGCUCAAAGGGGAAGCUGAUUCCCAGAACGGUAAACUAAGUGAUGCUUCCAUGACUAUAAAGUCACUAGAAGAUGCUUUGCUGAAUUCAGAAAACCAAAUUUCCAGUCUUGUUAAUCAAAAGAAGAACUCAGAAGAGGAAAUUGUAGUUCUGACUUCUAAGUUAGAUGCCUGCAUGCAAGAGUUGGCUGGAUCACAGGGCAGCGUAGAAACUAAAGUUCUAGAGCUCUCUACUCAUCUUAGCCGCCUUCAGUUCCAUCUGAGAGAUGAUGCUGUGUUUUCCUCUCUCCGAAAAACUUUUGAGGAAAAGUUUGAGAGCCUAAAAGACAUGGAUCUUAUUCUCAAAGAAAUCCGGGAUUCUUUUUCUAAAAUAGAGACUGAAGUGCUGCCAGAUUCUCCUACUAAGGAUGACUCAUCUUUCUCAAUUCCUUCAGUAUAUGUUGUUAAUGAUGCUCUAAAUGAGGAAUUUACCAACGGUGAACCAAAUGCAACUGAUGGUGACAAUGUCACAUUGCAUCUAGGGAAAAUUGUGGAUGGAUUCCAAUUGAGAAACAAGAUUCUUGCUGAGAACAUUGGAAGUUAUUCUGCAUUGAUGGAUGAUUUGAUCAAAGAUAUACUUAAAAAGCUAGAGUUGACAAAAAGCAAAGCUCUACCCUUGAUUGAACUGACAGAAUCUCUUAAGCAAAAGGUGAAAGAUGCAGAAGUUGGUAGUCUAGCGCAGGAAAAUACUAUACAAUUGUUGGAAACGGAUCUUAAAGUUCUACUCUCUGCUUUUAACGAUGCAACUGAUGAACUGGCUUUAACUCAAAAUAGAUUAUCUGAACUUGGCUCCAACUUUGACCUGGUAAAGUUGAAGGAACCCUCGCACGCACAAUUAGGAAAGUUUGGUGAAGAUGCUGAUCGCUUAGCGCUUGAAAGCACCGAGUCUGCAAGGACUGCUGAGAAGCUGCUAUUGGCGGCUAGACAGAGUCACCAUCUUUCUGAACAAUUCAAACCUGUGAUGGAUGUGAUGGUUGGUACAAUUAAAGAUUUGCAGGUUAAAUUGGAAGAAAGCAAUAGUACCUGUGUGAAAGUCUUGGAAGAAAAGGAGUUUCACCAAGAGAAGAUCUCCCAUCUGGAGACUAAUCUAGAAGCUUUGAAUGAUCUUUGCAGUGAGAUGAGGCUUAAAUUGGAGGAUUAUCAGACAAAAGAGGAUAAUAUCAAGGAGAAAGAAGCUGAACUUUUGUCUCUCAAUGCUCAAGCUUCACGGAAUUUUCAAGAGGCUGAAGACUUAACCCUCUCAGCAUUUCAUAUGAAAUCUCUUUUUGAUAAACUAAAUGGGAUUGAAACACUCAUGGAGCAUGAUGUGGGAGAUGCAGAGGUCUAUGAUUCACCUGAUGUCAGAAAGCUCUUUUAUGUAGUUGAUACUUUCCCAAAAUUGCAGCUCCAGUUGAGCUCACUGUCUCUUGAGAAAAAAGAAUUACAAUCAAGCCUUGAGAAACAGGCGCUGCGAAUUGAGCAUUUGAAGGAGGAAGUUGAAGAGUACACUACAGAUGCGGAAGACUACGAAAAGAUGAAGAAUGAGUUGUUAGAAUUCACAAUUGGUUUGGAAAAUAUUAUACGGAAGUUGGGGAGCAAUAAUUUGGUCGGUCUCCGGAAAGAGACUCUGAUGACAGGGUUGUUACCAGUGCUUGAAAAGCUAAUUGUUGCCAAAGUCUUGGAAUCUGAAAAUUUGAAAACAAAAACAGAGGAACUGCUUGCUGACUUGCAUGGUACCCAAAAGGUUGUUGAGGACUUGUCAAGUAAGGUUAAGUCACUAGAAAAUUCUAAUCAAGCUAAGGUUACACCACUUGAGAUCAACCAAGAAAGAGGCAUCUUGGAAGCAGCUUCCUUGCCUUCUCAGUCAGAGAUAUCUGAAGUUCAGGAUGUGGUACCGGUUAGUAAGAAUUUAGCUUCUUCUUCAGUUACGUCAGCUGCUCAUGUCCGAACUUUGCGGAAGGGAUCUACAGAUCAACUUGCAAUAAAUAUAGAUUCUGAAUCUGAACGGUUGAUAGAUGACAAGGAAGCUGACCAAGAAAAAGGUCAUGCAUUCAAGUCUCUCAAUACAUCAGGUCUUAUUCCAGGGCAAGGGAAGAUGAUUGCGGACAGAAUUGAUGGAGUUUGGGUAUCUUCGAGUCGAGCUUUGAUGAGUCAUCCAAGGGGCAGGCUAGGUCUUAUUGCUUAUUGUUUGUUGCUGCAUAUUUGGUUAUUGGGCACCAUUUUGUAAUGAUCUUGAUAAUUGAUCUACCAAGAUCUCUUUAGAAAUUCUUUUGCAGUUGUACAUUACAUAUUUUGUCAUUUUUUUUCUCUUCUUUUUUUGACCUGGCUAUGUGCCUAUUUGUAAAUGUUUAUAAGGUCUCAGCAAGUUUGAUUCUCUGCAAUCACAUUUUUAGGGAUUCAGAGAAUGCAUUGUGGAGAAUUGUGGAUAGUUGUUCCAUUAGCCAAUAGCUGUACUAGAGUUGAAUGCAAAAAUCUGCUUAGGCUAGGUUUUACUUUUAUAUACUGUCCAGUACAAUGCAAUAAACAAAUGUUCUGAAGCUUUACUCCUCCCACCAGUUGCAAGUUCCAAUUUUA
This is a messenger RNA of Lycium ferocissimum, 6098 nucleotides long. Its product is annotated as trans-Golgi network-localized SYP41-interacting protein 1. Bases 280 to 5751 code for a protein of 1823 amino acids. The transcript is spliced from 9 exons. The record is from RefSeq and is a predicted model, not a curated record. Lineage: Eukaryota; Viridiplantae; Streptophyta; Magnoliopsida; Solanales; Solanaceae.